GUGACGGCAGCAGCCCCUGGGACCACAGUCAGCUCCUACAGAGGCGCAGAAGUAGAAUACACCUGGCACAUCACUUCCACAGGCAGAGACGGGCGGAAUUUGCAAGAGCUGUCCUGAAGUGUUGUCGCCAGCUGAGGGCCACCCAUCGCCCCCGCGCCCCCGACAUGGCCCCCGCUCUCGCUCACCGCUUCCCGCCCGCCCUAGCCGCGAAGUACGACCGCAUCCUACAGCAGCUUCUGAAGGAGUUGGGAGAGUUCGAGGUGGACCCUGUACGCCUCACUCCCCUGGGCGUUUGGGAAAGGUACAAUGUGCAGGGGGUGCCGCGGGUGCCGUGGGUGGGGCGGGAGCGGCGUGCCCUCAGCCGCGCCAUGGCCAACUUCCCCCCCGCCGUCAGAACUGUCAUGGCCCAGGUCCUGCGGCCGCUCGAGUCACUCACGCUGGUGGACGUUCAAGAUGGGGGCGGCGUGGCGGGCGUGGGUGAGGGCGUGGAGCUCGCCGUGCUCAUCACCAGGUGGCGGGCGGCGGCGAGGGCGGGGCGGGCACACCUGAGGAGCACCUGGUUCCCCACGUCGCUGGCCGCCAUCCGGGAGGCCACGCUGGCGACCAAUCUGUCCCCCGCCCGCCGCCUCACCGUCAUCCACGCCUUCAAUAACCUGCUGGCCUCAAAGCUGCAGGAGGUGCUGAUCCGGAGCGUAGAGGGCGUGCUGGCGUGGCUGGGCAGCGAGGAGGAGCCGUGGCAGGGGCCCAGGGUGAGGCUGUACCUGGUGCUGGACGAUAACCAGGUUGUGCUUAGCCCCGACCAGGAGGACAUCAUCGACGCCUUCACCGACCUGUUCAAGGAGCUGGACGAGUGUGUGCAGCUGUACCGCGGGACAUGGGACGACCCGCAGCCGCCGAAGGUUCCCAGGUGGCGGCUACGCAUGGCGGAGAAUGACGGGUCCCCAGGAGACGGCGGAAACCCUGUGCCGCCCCUCAGGCCCCUGGAGCCCCGGCGGGAGACCCUGGUGGUGAGCCUGUCCGAGCCUCAGUGGGCGGCCUUCCAUGACGCCCUCGCCGCCACCGUCCACCACCGCUUCGGCUCGGCCAGCACCUUCCUCCACCAGAUAUCCGAGGAGUGGAGUGCAGUGCUGAGCGGAGGAGUGCGGAGUGAGGUGGAGGAGUUUCUACGUCAGGAUGCCCAGCUGGAGGAGUAUGCCGGGAAGGUCCUCCACUUUUCAAGCUAUGUGGAGCAGGCCAGCCACGUGCCCACCUCCACCCUCCUCCACGUCUUCAGGUUGGAGUAUCAGUUCCUGCGGCAGAGUCUCCUGUCUGUGUCUUCGUCCUUCGUGCUGGUGCUGAGAGACCGCCUAGUGGCAGACCAUCGCAAGACCAUAAAGGGCCUCAAUCAAGACUUCGAGACCAUCCACAAGAGGAUUCAGGAGACGCCCAAGUCGACGGAGCAGCUGUUCAAAUUGAUGGAGUACGUGGAGGAGGUGCGGCGCAUCACCAUCCACCGCCUGGCCGAGGAGGUGGCUGCCAUGGUCUCCAAACUGAAGAUAAUACUGGAUGUAGUGCACCUGACCCCAGACGACCUGACCACUACUGCCCUUGUCAUUGUCUGGCCGGCCAAACUGAAGCCUGUAGUGGACCGGGCCGUGGAGUCCCUGGAAGACUUUAAGCAGGAGUUUGAGGAGAGGCUGGUGGAGCGGGCCGGGGAGGUGAGCCACACCCUGAACCGCAUCCAGGAUCUGGUGACGGAGCUGGAGGAGCUGUCCCAGGUGGCGCACGUCAACAAGUACAUUAGAGAGGUGAAGAAACUGGAGGGCCGCCUGGAGAAGGUGAGCAGCCUGGUGACGUGGGUGAACCAGGAGGAAGCGCUCUUCAAGUUCCAGGUCUCCUCCUUCCCCCUGCUCAUGGAACUGAAGGAUUGCCUGGUGCCUUACGAGGAGCUCUUCACCCUUGUUAUGAAGUGGCGGAAGUAUGAGAAGUACUGGAUGGAUGGAGACUUCACCACACUCGACCCUGAAUUCAUUGAUGUGGAGACGGAGGAGCUGACGAGGGAGCUUCUGCGACUACGUAAAGCCUUCAAGACCAAGUUCAAGCAGCAGGCUUUGGAGGGCGACCCAAGGAAGGCACGAAUGAACCUGGACGACCCUAACCCAAACAACCUGCCGGGGCCGCUGCGGGUGUGUGCCCUGGCCCUGGCGCAGAUCAAGGACUUCAAGCAACACCUUCCCCUCGUCUCCGUCCUCUGCAACAAGGGGCUGCGUCCUCGGCACUGGCACAGUCUCAACAAGGCGGCAGGGUUUGAUAUCACACCCAAUGCUGGAACAAGCCUGAGGAAGGUGGUGCAGAUGAAGCUGGGGGGGCUGCUGAAGGAGUUUGAGGUGGUGAGCAGCGGUGCCUCCCGAGAGUACAGCCUCGAGCGCUCCCUGGCCACCAUGAGGGAGAUUUGGAGCACCACCACCCUCGCCAUGGCCCCACACCCGGAGGUGGCGGUGGAGGUGGUGGUGGGGCUGGAGGAGGUGCGGGAGUUGGUGGAGGAUCACCUCAUCACCACGCACACCAUCAAGAACUCACCCUUCGUCGCACCUUUCAAGCAGGAGGUAAAGGAGUGGGAGGCAACCCUGCGCACGGUUCAGCGUUCUCUCGCAGUGUGGCUCAAGGUGCAGACACUGUGGGUGGACCUGACGCCUCUGUUCUUCACCCCAGACCUUCCCCUACAGCUUCCAGAUGAACACAGACUCUUCCUGGAGCUGGACCGCAAGUGGACGGACGUGGCAGCUGAGGCGGUGGCAGUGGAGCAGCUUCUGGACCUUGCUGGGGACACGAGGAAGCUGGAGGAUGUGUCUGGCUGCCUCCAACACCUGGCUGUCCUGCAGAAGGCCGUGCAUGUCUACCUGGAUAACAAGAGGAGAGUGUUUCCCAGACUCUUCUUUCUAUCCAACGAAGAACUCACUGCCCUUUUGUGCGAGCGUGAUCCGUCGGCACUCGAGCAACACCUUCGCAAGUGCUUUGAUGGAGUGUUUUCGCUGCACCUGGAUCUGGAAAACAAUGUGGAGGCCGUGGGCAGCAAGGAGGGUGAGGUGGUGCCCCUGGCGAACAAGCUGGCCACUACGCACGCCUCCAGCAGCAUCGAAAACUGGCUGUUACAGUUUCAGGAGACCCUCACCUAUACCCUGAAGAUGAAGGUGGGCGAGGGGGCAGACACCUGGGGGCGGCGCGGGGGAGGAACCGGUAAUGACCUUGAUGCCCUGCUCCCCCCUUGGCCUCUGCAGGUCAUUCUCACACUGAGGCAUGUCUUCUGGACGGCUGAGGUGCACCAGGCCAUCUGUGGGGGCACCCUCGCCCUGCAGGAGUGCUUAGCCCGGCUGCAGGGUGAGGUGGAGAGGUGCGUGUCCCUGGUGCAGCAGACGUCCCUUGAGGCUGCCCUAUCACCCCCUGCCAGUGGUCCGCUCUCCCCUUCUCCUCCUGUCAGCCCGCGUGCCUCCAUUCCCCCAUCAGCCUCACCCGUGCCCUCACCCAGCCCUGCCUCCCCUUCCUCCACUCCUAUUCCUGGAUCCUCUCCUCCACACCCUCCCCUUGCCUCCACACCUGUUCCUACUGCCGUUGUCUCUGCCGCUGCCCUGAGGAGUGCCCCACGCCGCCACGCCCUCUCCACCCUCAUCCUUGGGGCAGUGUAUGCGAGGGAUGUCCUGCAGGAGAUGGUGGAGCAGGAGGUCACCAGUGAGGAAUCCUUCACCUGGUUGGCUCAGCUCAGACUGUACCUGCGGGAGGCUGAGGUUGAGGCGCAGCUGCUGCACUGUGGGCUGCCGUGGGGCUGGGAGUAUGUGGGUGCCCGGGGGAAGCUGGUGGUGACGCCCCUGACCAGCCGUGCCCACCAUGCCCUCGCCUCGGCCUUCCACGCCCACCUUGGGGGAGCACCAGAGGGCCCUGCUGGCACUGGGAAGACAGAGACAGUGAAGGACUUAGCUCGGUCCCUGGCCAUCAACUGUUUGGUGUUCAACUGUUCUGAUGACCUGGACUACAUCUCCAUGGGACAGUUCUUUUCUGGGAUAGCUGCCUCAGGAAGCUGGGCGUGCUUUGAUGAGUUCAACAGACUGGAGGUCGGGGUGUUGAGUGUUGCGGCGCAGCAAAUCCUGACCCUUGUGACGGCCAGGCGGGAGUGCCGGGACACCUUUGUGCUGGACGGCGGCAAGCCACUCUCCCUGGACCCUCGAGGCUUUCUGGCUGUCACCAUGAACCCAAACUACCCGGGCCGCGUCCCACUCCCGGAUAACCUCAAGAUGCUGCUGCGGCCAGUGUCCAUGAUGGUGGCUGACUACCAGUCCAUUGCCGAGGUGUCCCUGCUGGCUGGGGGCUUCCUGCAUGCACGCCCGCUGGCCACACGACUGGUUGGAGUGAUGGAGCAGGCCUCUCAGAUGCUGGAACCACACAAUCACUAUGACUUUGGCAUGCGGGCGGUCAAAACAGUGUUGCUGGUCGCUGAACGUCUUCGGAUGACUUUCCCAGCGUGGUCAGAAACGGAGGUGGUGGUGCGAGCGCUGAGGCAGGUCAACCACCCCAAGCUGGUGGCCCACGACACACGCACCUUCGAAGACAUACUCUGUGACUUCUUCCUGGAGCUACCGCCAACGCCUCGAGCUCCUCUUGACACCCUCACCUCCUGUAUAGAGAAGGUGUGUGAGGCCGAGGGUCUUCAGCUGAAUGACGAGUUCCUGCAGAAGAUGGUGCAGCUGUACGAGACCCUGAAGGAGCGGCACGGGGUGAUGGUGGUGGGGCCGCCGACCUCCGCCAAGACCACCACCAUCAAGACCCUGGCCAAAGCCCUCAGUCUGCUGGACCCUGAGAGGCCCGUCACCCUGGAGGUCAUCAAUCCCAAGACAGUCACUCCGGCACAGCUGAUUGGCUCCCUCGACCCGGCCUCACGAGAGUGGUCAGAUGGCUUGCUGACGAAGGCUCUAAGGCGAGGGAAGAGGGAGAGGUGCUGGCUGGUCCUUGAUGGUCCUGCUGAUGCCUCGUGGGUGGAAGAUCUCAACACAGCUCUUGAUGACUCCCGCAAGCUGUGCCUACCCUCCGGUGAGACCCUUCCUCUCCCCACUCAGAUGGCCGUCAUCUUUGAGGUCUUGGAUCUGUCCCAGGCCUCCCUAGCCAGUGUGUCUCGGUGCGGUGUGGUGUUUGUGGGCAGCAACACCUUGUCCUGGCCGGCCCUGCUGCACUCCUGGCUCCAUGCCCACUCUGAGGACGCCUGGUGGAAGGAACACACACCCCUCCUCAAGGACCUUGCCACAUGGAUCCUCCCGCCCACCCUUGACUUUGCCCUUCGCCAGUGCUCUUACCUCCUCCCACCCUCAGAGAUCUCCCUCGUACGGUCACUGUUCCCCUUGAUGGACACCAUAGUGCAGGAUGCCAUGCAGGAUGCUGCAGUCUCCCAGAAGGACAGUGCCAAGUUGGGACCAACAUGGACCACCGCUGCCUUCCUCUCAGCCGUCACCUGGUCUCUGGGCGGGGGCCUCACAGCUGCCUCCAAGGACACCUUCAGUGACUUCUUCAGGAGGCUGGCCAUGGGUUACAACCCUGACUUCCCUGCCCCUGCCUCUGUUGGUCAAAUUGGUUGCCCCUACCCAGUGGAGUGCACCGUGUUUGACCUCAUGUUUGAUGCCAAGCAGAGGUCAUUCUGGCGACCCUGGACUGAGGUCAUUAAACACGCUGAGUGUCCCGAGACCACCAACAUCUCCACCAUCCUGGUGCCCACGGUGGAGUCUGCCAGGCUUGAAUACCUGCUUGACGUGUGUGGGCGGGCUGUGGGCGGCGUGCUGGUGGUCGGCGAGGGGGAGAGUGGGCGCAAGGUGACCAUGCAGCAUUACCUCAAAGGCCUCCCCACAGCCUCGGUUGACACGGUGACCUUCCCUGUGACCCCAGCAGCCACAGCCCUCCCUCUUAAGAGUCAGGUGAUGAAACGCCUUGAGGUCCGGCCGAGUGGGGCGUGGGGGGCUAGGGGCGGCAGGCGGCUGGUGGUGCUGGUGGAGGACCUUCACUUGGCGGCUGAGGACCAGCACCGCGCCCGCCCGCUGCAUGAGGCCGUGAGGGAGGCACUGCAGCAGAACACCUGGGUGGAGGAGCAGGGCACAGGACGAAGGGCUCUGGAGGGUAUCACAUGGUUCGGGGGAGUGUCCCUAAAGGCAGGCGGCCAGCUGGAGCCCCGGUGCCAGGCCUCACACAUGGUGGUGACGGCACACUCCCUCCCUCAGGCCACACUCAACCGCAUCUUCACCACGCAGCUCAACAUAUUCCUCAGGAGUGGCGGGUUUGUGCCGGACAUGUUCACAGUGGUGGCGGGCAUUGUGGAAGGAACGAUGACCGUGCUGCGCCACACCCAGGCCUCCACCGCUGCCUCCACCAUUGCCAGCAGCCACCACGUGUUUAACCUCUCCACGGCUGCCCGCGUCAUCCACUCUGUUAGCUUCCUCCGCAAAGAGGCAAUGGAGACCAAGAGACAUUUUGUGAGGCUCUGGGUACACGAGACAUACCGGGAGUUCUGUGACCAGUUGACGGAGGAAUCGGAGGUGGGGCCCAUCUUCACCAUCCUCGUCAACACCAUCCGCUCCAGCUUCAGGGACAAAAUACACGUUAUUUUCGACAAGCUGUGCAACGAGGACGGAUCGGUGACAGAAGCCUGCCUGGAGAGGGCGUGCUGGGGGGUGAUCGGAGCGACGGUGGACACCCCCAUUGCAGAGAGGCGCUACGAGGAGGUGACGGACCUGGGCCAGCUGCAGCACACCAUCACGGCCUUCACACAGCACUACAACACCUGCCACUCAUCGCCCCUCAACCUCGUCACCUUCAAGCACAUGGUGGGACAGGUGGCGCGCAUCUCCCGAGUGCUGGGUCGUGCUGGGGGUCACCUGCUGCUGGUGGGAGCCGGGGGGUCAGGGCGACGGUCCCUCACACGGCUGGCGGCUCAUAUCUGCGGCCACACCCUCCUGCUCCCCGCCAUCACCCCCCACGAUGACUACAGUGAGGUGCGAGAGGCCGUGAAGGAGGCGGUGAUGCGUGCCGGGGUGGACGAGCAGGCGACGGUGGUGGUGGUGGGGGACGCGGCGCUCCACCACCCCUCCGUCCUGCACCUCGUCAACACCCUCAUCCUCACUGGCGACGCGCCAAACAUCCUUUCGCCUGAGGAUCGGUCAUACCUGCGAGAGCGGCUGCGGCUGUUCCUGGAGGGGCGCGAGGUGACGGAGAGUGAGGUGUGGGAGGAGCAGGAGCGGCGGGUGAAGGAGCUGGUGCACAUUGUGGUGACCUGCCUCCCCUCACCCAACCUGCACCACACACUCACCCACUACCCGGCCUUCACCACCCGCGUCACCAUCAACUUCUUCAAGCGUUGGCCGGAGAAGGCGCUGGUGAGGGUCGGGGAGCACUACUUGGAGGAGGUGUCCCUGCGGCGCUCCAUGCGGGACACAGUCAUCUCUGCUGCCACGCUCAUCCACCAGCUGGCCAGGGAGGAGAGCGAGCGAGUGCAGGAGAAGGGCGGCUGGUGUCCCCCCGUCACCCCUUCCUCAUACCUCCACCUUCUGCAGGAGUUCCGUGGCCUCUUCACCUCCCGCCAGGCCACCACCUCCGCCUUUAGGAAGAAGUACCUCUCGGGCCUUGACAAGCUGGCCUUCGCUGCCUCUCAGAUCUCAGUGAUGCAGGAGAUGCUGGCCUCCCUGGGACCACAGAUAGAGGAGGCGGCUGAGGGUGUGUCCAACAUGAUGCAGCUGAUAGAACAGGAGUCUAUGGAGGUGGAGGCACGGCGGAAGCUGGUGGCAAUAGAGGAGGAGGAGGCAGGAGUCCACACAGCCCGGGCACGCCAGCUGCAGGAGGAGUGCCAGGCGGAGCUCAACCAGGCACUCCCGGCCCUCCAUGAGGCGGUGGCGGCCCUCAACACCCUCAAGCCAGCAGACAUCACGGUGGUCAAGAGCAUGAAGAACCCUCCACAGGCCAUUAAGCUGGUCAUGGCUGCUGUCUGCGUCAUGCUGGAGAUAAAACCGGACAAGCUCAAGAACUCCACUGCCAAGGCUACAAUGGACUACUGGGGGCCGAGCAAGAAGCUUCUCGGGGACCUCAGCUUCCUGCAGCAGCUGAGGGACUACGACAAGGACAACAUCCCCGACACCCUCAUGGAGAAGGUCAACAAGGAGUACGUACGUCUGCCUGAGUUUGAGCCGGCGCUGGUGGCCAAGGCGUCCAGCGCUGCCGAGGGCCUCUGCAAGUGGGUGAGGGCCAUGUCUGCCUACCAUGCCAUAGCCAAGGUCGUGGCACCCAAGAGAGAGAGACUGGCAGAGGCUGAGGCUGAGGUGGCUGCCAUGGUGUCCCUGCUGGAGGCCAAGCGGGGGCAGCUGAGAGAGUUGGAGGAGAAGUUGGAGGUGCUGCAGCGAAGGUUCUCUCUCUCAUGCCGGGAGAAGGAGAACCUGGAGGCUGAGCAGCGCCUGUGUGCCCUCAAGCUGCAGCGGGCGAGGAAGCUGAUCAGUGGGCUGGGAGGGGAACAGACCAGGUGGGAGGCUGCGGCUGAAACUGCUGGGGCCGACCUGCUGCGUUUACCUGGCGACACCCUCCUGGCAGCUGCUUCCCUGGCCUACCUGCCGCCACACCUGCCAGAAGUGAGGGAUGAGCUGGUGGGGCGGUGGUGUGCGGGGGUGAGGGAGGCAGGGCUGGAGGUGAGCGAGGGGUUCAGCCUGGUGGGCACCCUCACGCCAGCCCUACACACCCGUGCCUGGGGCCUCGAGGGACUCCCAACAGACUCCUUCUCCCUCCAGAACGCCACCAUCAUCAAACACACCAACAAGUGGCCGCUACUGGUUGACCCAGAUGAGGUCGGGUCACGGUGGAUCCAGCAGCACGAGGCGGCCAACGGACUAGAGGUGGUGUGGCAACAGGACUUCAACAAGCUCGCCAGGGCAGGGUCAGUCCGGGUCAGUCUGCUGGAGGAGGCCGUGACCCGCUGUGUGACCCGGGGACACCCGCUGCUGCUGCUUGACCUCUGUGGUGAUCCGCCGCCUCUGCUCACCAACGUCCUGACCAGAACCAUCACAGAGGAAGGCGGGGUGAAGGUGGUAGCCGUGGGGUCCCUCACUCUACAGUACAACAACAACUUCCGCCUCUACCUCUCCACCCGCCACCCCAGGCCACCCAUCUCCCUGGAGGUCGCCGGGGCUCUCACUGUGGUCAACUUUACAGUGACGGUCCACGGCCUUCACGACCACCUCAGGCAGAUUCUCGUCAGUAAAGAAAGGCCAGAGCUGGAAGAUGAGAGGCAGAAGCUGGUGGUCACAAUGUCGUCCUACCAGAGGGCGCUGCAGGCCACUGAGGAACGCAUCCUUCACACGUUGUCAUCUGUCCAGGGCAAUAUAUUAGAGUCCGAGGAGGCAAUUCUUAUCCUGCAGCAGACCAAGCAAAUGUCCAACGAGAUCAAGAGGAAGCAGGAGCAGUGUGCCGAGACAGAGGCGGCCUUGCUGGAGUGUUGCCGCCAGUACGAGGCCGUGUCCCGCCCCGCCGCCGCCCUCUACAUGACCCUGGCCAGCCUCACCGCCCUUUCCCACAUGUACCAAUACUCCCUCAGCUGGUACAUCACACUCUACAUCUUCAUCAUCGACAACACAGGGAAAAGCUCAGUGCUGGAGCGUCGACUGGGGCUGCUGCGCGAGGCCCUGGUGGGGGGGGUGCAGCGGGCGGUGGUGCGGGGCCUGGCCACCCCCCACCACCUGCCCUUCACCCUCCUUGUGGCUUUCCACACACUCAGAGGCGAGGGAGGUGUGAGCAUCCAGGAGGAGGCAGCACUGUACCACCUCGUAGCCCAGAGCACCAGCACGGCCCCAGCACACCCUGUCUGGCUGCCCCCGCCCCUGCUGCAUGCCUGGCCCGCCCUGCACUACCUCAUGACCCUCCCUGUCUUCCAUGAUCUAGAGGAGAGUCUAAGGGAGCAGAGUGAGGCGUGGGUGAGGCUGGUGGAGAGUCAGGGGCUGCCGGAGAAGAGUGUGUUCCCCCGACCCUGGCACCUCCUCCCUCCCCUGCCAUGGCUCCUGCUUGUCUCGGCCCUCAGGAAAGACAAGGUAACAUGGGCCGUCAAGACCACUGUGGCAGAGGUGAUGGGGAGCCAGUAUGUCGUGCCGCCCCCUCUUGCACUCGGGGAACUCCUGCAGCUGCCCGCCCCCACCAAGGGCCCGGCUCCCCCUCCGCCGCCCACCCGCCACCCGCCACCCCUCCUGCUGGUGACCUCUGCUGGUGUUGAUCCCCUGGAGGAGGUGCGGGUGUUGGGGAUGCCGUUUACCAGUGUGUCCCUCGGGCAGGGCCAGAGUCGGGUGGCAGAGGAGGCGGUGAGGGUGGGGGUGGAGGAGGGGGGUUGGGUGGUGCUCCAGAACCUCCACCACGCCCUGGACUGGCUCCCAUCCCUCGCCAACACCAUCUCCCGCCUCUACAACCCUCCCUCCACCCCGUCAGCAUCCACCACCUCCGGCACCACCACCGCUGCUGCUCCCACCCACACUCGCCCUGCUGCUGCCUCUGCCGCUGCCGCCACCACCCUCCACCCAUCCUUCAGACUCAUCCUGACCACUGAACCAACUCCAAAGUUCCCGGCCUCCCUGCUGCGGGUGGUGGAGAAGGUGUGGGUGGACUGCCCUGCCGACCCCUGCCACGCCCUCCACCAGAACUUCCAAACACUCUUCCGCCACGCCGCACACAUCCACUUCACAGACGAGGAAGAAGAGGAGGAGGCAGCCACAUGGGGUCUGCUGCACGGGUUGGCUGUCUUCCACACCGUCGUGAGUGAGCGAGGGAGACACGGACACCUGGCGUGGACCAACCCUCCGGCCUUCACCUCGGCUGACCUCGUCCUCACAGUUAACAUCGUCACUUCCAGCAUAGAUGAGGGCCAAGAGCUGGAUCUGGAGAGCCUGGAGUACCUGGUUGGACGGGUGAUCUACGGGGGCCGGGUGCUGAGGACGGAGGACCAGCGGGUGAUCAGCAGCAUCCUGAGGGAGGUGUUGAGUCUCUCCCUGGGUCGCCCUGCCCUGGAGGAGCCGCCCCAGCCAGUCCCAGGGGAGGAGCUGGAAUGCCGGGGCCUGGCAGGACUGUUUCCGGAGGUCCUGGGGAAGGUGGAGGAUGUGCAGGACUUCCUAGUGACUGUGACUGGGCUGGAGGACCCUGAGAUCUUUGGGCUGCCAGCUGGCGUACAGCGGUUACAGGAGGAGGAGAGUGGCCAUGCCCUCCUGACGGCCCUGGCCACAGCCGGCGGUGCCCAGGACCCGGCUGGCUCUGUGGAGAGCAGCCUGGCCAAGGAGCUGAUGAAAGUGAAGAAAAUGCUGCCUGAACCUGUGGCGGGGGCCGAGAGGCUGCAGCGCGGCGAGGACGAGGACCUGGUGUUGGUGGUGCGGCGCGAGGCGGAGCACCACAACACUGCCCUGGCCACCAUCACCACCACGCUGCAGGCCGCCAUACACACCACAGCAGCCGGUGGUGGGGACACAAGUGGAGUUGCCGCAGCGGUGGGGGUGGGGCGCACUCCCCCCUGCUGGCUGAAGCUGUAUUCCACACCCGCCCCGCCCCUCCUCAACCACUUCCUGCAGCAGCUUCACGCCAGGACCAGCUUCCUUCAGAGCAUGGUCGAGGGUGGGGCACAGCGCCACUUCCCGCUAGCCGUGUUCCAGUUCCUGCCGGCCUUUCUCACCACCGCCCUCCGAAGAGCCGCCCGCGCCGCCUACCAGCCUCUGCACUACCUCACCUGGUCCUUCCACCUCACAGACCUGCCCCCUGAACCUCUGCCUGACCUCCCUGCUGACCCAUCCCCUGACCCUUCAUCUGAACCUCCUGUUGAGUCACCUGAUGUUCCUGCUGAUCCUCCUCCACCUUCAGAGUCCCCUGCUAAUCAGUCUGAACCCUCUAACCCUCCAGUUGAUCCCCCGUGUGAUCCUACGUCUACCCCUCCCUGUGAAAACCCAACAGAAUCACCUACGGUUGAUUCUACACAGCUAUCUGAUCCACCUACAGACCGCACACCUGCCACACCAACACCACAGAGCAAUGCCUCACAAGACUCCCCCUCCCAAGGCACUGUAGAUGAAGAGCUAGAGGGGGAGAAGGCAGAGGAGGAGGGUCUUCAGGAGGACAAGGAGGAAGAGGAGGAGCAUGUGUGGGCUUGCUGGGGGCAGGAUGGUAACACACGGCUGCUUGCUUCUGGGCUCUGGCUGGUGGGCGCCUCAUGGAAUGCUGAAAGGUAUGAGCUGGAGGAGGCCUCACUGCAGGGGCUUGUAGAGCCCCUCCCUCUGCUCUCCAUGGUGCCCCUGGUGACCCAAGGCAGCACACCUCCACAAGACCACAUCCAGGAAGAGGUCCCAGUAGACUCUGAUGGGUUGGCCUCCCCUGGUGAUGGGUUGGCCUCCCCUGGUGAUGGGUUGGCCUCCCCUGGUGAUGGGUUGGCCUCCCCUGGUGAUGGGUUGGCCUCCCCUGGUAAUGGGUUGGCCUCCCCUGGAGAUGGGUCGGGCAGCUUGGUCAGGUCAUCCCUGGAGAGCGGCUGCCCCUCGCUGGACAUCCAACUCGAGGAAGCUGAGGACAUUGAGGCUGCCAGGGGUGAGGAAGAGGGUGAUGCUGGGCAGUACCUGUGUCCCUUGUACCAGGGUGGCCCCAGCAGCACCCCUGGACCGCCUGUGCUGAUGGUGUCCCUCCCGUCAGGGCCUCAAGGGGCGGACUAUUGGGUGCAGCGGCGGGUGGCCAUUUACCUUAGUCAGCACUGAGAUAACAGCACAGCAGCAGCACUCAGCAUCUGGACCUUGCCAUGCAGCCUUUCACCUCUAUUAACUGGGCAGGCGAGUGGGCAUGUCAUCUCAAUAUGUGCAGCCACCCCGACCCACCCACAGGACAUCAGAUCCCUUGUGAGCCCUCUGAUCUUAUACAUGCAGCUGCUCCUCCCCCUGAAGUGACGUCAGAUCCUUCGGGGGGCCUCUCGUCUUCUUCCCUGUUGUCUGAUUCAUUGACCUGGUAGCUGCAGGGAUCAUGUUUCUUAAAGGCCCCUCUAAGCGAGAAAAAUGAGAAAAAAUCAUCACUCACGCAAACCAUUUCAUAAUAUAUAUCAACGCAUUUGUGAUCAUUUUAUGCAUCAUUUAUUUUGGGGGGGGGUUUAUAUCAUGGCAAAAAUUUGGCCCGUCGCUGGUACACGGUAAAGCCACAAAUUUGGCCCGUCACUGCUAUUGGAUUAAACAUUCAUUCAAGAUAGAGAUGAAUAGGUUUUGUGAGGAGUUUGUGCAAUAUCUGAAAACUUUUAGAUAUGAAAGAAGAGUACUUAAGUUACUGUGUUAGUCAGUCCUGCCUAUGACUUAAACUCCUUCAAGAGGGCUGCAUGAAGACACUUCUCCAACCAAAACUGACUUUCUUCUGGCCACUCAAUUGUUUUCUUUUGCUGGAGUAGAGAUUAGCAGGCUUUUUUUGUGUGUUUUUGUCUUAUUUUUUGCCUUUAAGCUGUUUCCAUUACUGUAAUGAUAAUAACAAUGAUUGCAAAAGUUGGAAUCCGAGAGAUUAGCAAUGUAGCUGAAAAGUGUGUUGAUGCAGUGAAUGAGAAUGGGCAUUACCUUGUGAAUGUGUGUGCUGAGAGGGUCUGCUCCUGCCAAACACCUUUCACCACAAGUUAAUCCACUGUUAUACCAGGGUAAGAGAGAAUGAAAGGAGCUUGAUACAUUAUAUAGCUGUGGGUAAUAGAUGUAGGCUAAAGGUUACGAGAGAAAUGUUGAAUGGUUCUUUAACCCGUCCGCUGUGAUUGGCACGGAUUUCGCCUUCAUUGGUAGCAUGGUAACAUAUACUCUCAGGUCUUUCUCUGCCUCUGUGGUGAAUAGUGGAGUGUUUCCCAUGUGGUAUUGGCAGUGGUGGGCACUGCUAACUGAAAAGUUAGCUUUGCUAACUGGUAAUCCACUAACUAAAAAGUUAGCUUUGCUUAUGCUAAACCACUAAACUGAUAAAUUAGUAUAAGCUAACACUAACCGCUAACAGCUAACUUUUUUUCAAAGAUUUGGAAAUGGAAGAUGCAGUACCCUAGCUAGAAUACCAAAAAGUUUCCCUAAUAAUUGUCCAAUUCCCCUACUUUAAGGCAUAUUUACCCAAAAGUGGAAGCCCUGGAAUUAUUGUGCCAUGUGGCGCAACUGGUGCUGUGACUGCCCACAACAGACAAGAACAAACCUGUAUGAAUUUUUUAGUGGACUUAAAGUUAGCGAAGGAGGAAUUACAUUUUGUGGAAGCUAACUGGUCCAUUAACUGUUUCCAAAGUUAGCAAAAAUGCUAAUCAGCUAACAAAAAGGUUAGCUUCACUAAUUAGUGGUUAGCGGAUUAGCGGAACCGUGCCCACCACUGGGUAUUGGUAUGCUGAAUUUCCCCUCCCAGUUGGUGCAUGACUACAUUUUACUUCAUUGAAAUAUAGCAGCCACUUUUUGCUCCACUCCUGUAUCUUGGUGAUGUCUUAAUUCUUGUAGGAAAUCCGCAUCCAAGGGGUUAAAUGUCAGUUUCAUCACUCCAUCUGCUAAACAUUCUCUACUUAAGGGUCUUUUUAUAUCAGUUACUUCCCAGUCUGUCACAUUUUGUCCAUCUGUUGUCUUCUGUCCUCUCCUCUCUUGACCAUUACCUUUCCGUUAUUGUAAUGGCCUUCAUUAUACCAUCUACUUUUUGGUUUUAUCCAUUUCCAGUUUUUCUUAUCUAUUAUAGCGAUACCCAGCAUCCAUCUCUCCUUCCCUCUUUGGACACAUCUCGGUAUCCUUUCCAGAAACUUAACGUUCAUGUCCAUGUCUCUGACCCACACAUCAUGACAUGGAGGAUGCAGUCACUGUUAACCCUUCGCUCCAAGCACAUAUGAGUUAGGAAUCCCUUCAACAUUUUAACUUGUUUUCUAAAGGGGCUGCAGUAUGUUAUUCCCAGAUCUAGUGCGACAUUUGCUUUAAUCAGUUGUCCCAAGUAAGCAGAUUCCCUUACUGUUUCUUAGGUGACUAUGGGCUUGAUUUAAGCAUAAUUGUUGAACAGUAUUUAAGUCUCUCAGUUUAGUUCUGUUAUCACUUCAUUACUGAUUGCUAAAAAGUAUAGUAUAGUAUAUCUAAAUCUAUCUAUAUAUCUAUCUAGAAUAUAUAUACAAACACAUAGUAAAUGCCUUUUUUCUUCAUUUACAAUUGGUCUUCGAGAAGAAAAUUGAAUACAUAUAAAAAGUGUUAAUAUAUUGCUAAA
Messenger RNA from Eriocheir sinensis (Chinese mitten crab), 15210 nucleotides. Its product is annotated as dynein axonemal heavy chain 7-like. Gene Ontology annotation, molecular function: dynein light intermediate chain binding; minus-end-directed microtubule motor activity; dynein intermediate chain binding. Gene Ontology annotation, biological process: microtubule-based movement. NCBI's taxonomy places the organism in Eukaryota, Metazoa, Arthropoda, Malacostraca, Decapoda, Varunidae. Gene Ontology annotation, cellular component: dynein complex. The record is from RefSeq and is a predicted model, not a curated record. The transcript has 69 exons. Bases 165 to 12749 code for a protein of 4194 amino acids.